Tuber melanosporum (Perigord truffle) is the source of this 1008-nucleotide messenger RNA. RefSeq lists its product as uncharacterized. NCBI's taxonomy places the organism in Eukaryota, Fungi, Ascomycota, Pezizomycetes, Pezizales, Tuberaceae. Gene Ontology annotation, molecular function: S-adenosylmethionine-dependent methyltransferase activity. The coding region runs from base 127 to 930 and encodes 267 amino acids. The transcript is spliced from 4 exons. The record is from RefSeq and is a predicted model, not a curated record.
GCCACUACCGUCGCUCUUUGGAACCUCGAAAAACCCAAACCUUCGUCAACUACUUGCUCCUGGGAAUUCUUUUAGAAAACCGUCAACCUACUGCGACUUAUCGGCAUUGUCUCCGCUUACGGAAAAAUGACCAACGUAGGCGCCUCAAUGGACCACAACUGGCCCACAGAUGAGCGCCAGCGCUUGAGAGAAAUCUUUUCUGUUUCUACAGACCGCCAUCAGGAGAAGUGGGCCGAGCUUUGGGAUAAUGGCGAAUUCAUCCCAUGGGAUAAGGGGUGCCCUAGCCCGGCGUUAGUGGACUUGUUGGUACAGAGACAACAGCAUACUUCGUUCACCGCGCAGGAUUUAGUGGCCAGAGGAGAGAGAAGGAAAAGAGCGCUGGUCCCUGGAUGCGGGCGUGGUUACGAUGUUUUCCUCCUAGCGACUCACGGGUAUGACGCCUUUGGGGUCGAAAUAUCAAAAACCGCCGUGAAGGAGGCGCGAGAAUGGGCUUCGGACCAACUAGAAAUUGAAAAGGCUGCUUCAGGGCAAACCCUUGAGACUGACCGCUGGGGUAGAAUUCAGAUGGUUGAGGGUGACUUUUUCAAAGACGAUUGGAUCGAAGCAAUGGAGAUUGAUCUCCGUGGCGGAUUUGACUUGGUUUAUGAUUAUACCUUCUUGUGCGCACUUCAUCCGACUCUUCGACGCAGCUGGGCUGUGAGGAUGGCUGAGCUUCUUGCCCCGCAACGUGGAUUGUUAGUGUGCUUGGAGUUCCCACUUUACAAGCCGAUUGAGACUGGCGGGCCACCAUGGGGCCUUAAGAAUGAGGUUUAUGACGAACUUUUGGGGGGCCCGAUGGGCGCCUUCCAAAAGGUGCUCCACUACAAGCCUGAGAGAACGCACAAGAUAGGCGAGGGCACGGAUUGGAUCAGUGUCUGGCGCAGGAAAUGAGAAAUGAUGAGCCAAUGGUGCGACUGGAUUGUACUUUUGGAGUUAGUUGUAUGGGGAAGCGGGGAAGGUGGUGUUUUU